Molecule: messenger RNA, 921 nt
Organism: Eruca vesicaria subsp. sativa (arugula)
Lineage: Eukaryota; Viridiplantae; Streptophyta; Magnoliopsida; Brassicales; Brassicaceae
Source: the annotation of a GenBank genome assembly
AUGUCGGGAUUCACUCUUCUACCCGCACGGUUGUUUAUCGCGUGUCACUCACGCGCUCUGCAUCGCCUUCACCACACCAAGCUUUUUCUUCGCUGCAAAAUGUCUUCUUCUUCUUCUUCCUCUCUUACUCAUUCGAUCACGCUUCCGAGCCAACCCACCGAGCCUGUCAACGUCUCUACAGCCGCGGGAGUCUCUUCCUCUGAUUUCAGGCGAGUUGAAAACGCGAUAGAUUCAUCGUUGUUCAAGAAUUGGCUAAGGAACUUGGAAUCAGAAACUGGAAUUUUAGCUGAUGGGACAAUGACAUUGAAGCAAGUGAUCAUUCAGGGAGUUGAUAUGUUUGGUGAACGAAUUGGCUUUCUCAAAUUCAAAGCAGAUAUUUUGGACAAGGAAUCUGGUCACAAGGUUCCAGUAAUUGUGUUUGCAAGAGGAGCAGCUGUAGCUGUUCUCAUUCUCUUGCACUCUGAUGAUGGUGAGACUUACGCGGUUCUCACUGAGCAGGCUAGGGUUCCUACUGGGAAGGUUGUUCUGGAAUUACCUGCUGGGAUGUUGGAUGAUGAUGAAGGUGAUUUUGUUGGUACUGCUGUUCGUGAGGUGGAAGAGGAGAUUGGUAUAAAACUGAAGAAAGAAGACAUGGUUGAUCUCACUGCUUUCCUUGACCCAUCUACAGGCCACCGGAUCUUCCCUUCUCCUGGAGGCUGUGAUGAAGAGAUGAGCGUGUUUCUCUACAGACUUCAAGUGGAACAAGAGACAAUCAGCCAGCUACACGGUAAAGAGACAGGCCUCCGUGAACAUGGCGAGUUUAUAAAAGUCCGAGUAGUCCCGUACAGAGAGCUCUGGCGCAAAACAGCUGAUGCUAAGGUUCUUAUGAGCAUUGGUCUCUACGAAAUGGCUCAGAGAGAGGGUCUCGUCCCCAGGCACUGA